Messenger RNA from Actinia tenebrosa (Australian red waratah sea anemone), 1672 nucleotides. RefSeq names its product nuclear receptor subfamily 2 group F member 1-B. Gene Ontology annotation, molecular function: sequence-specific DNA binding; DNA-binding transcription factor activity; zinc ion binding. Gene Ontology annotation, biological process: regulation of DNA-templated transcription. The record is from RefSeq and is a predicted model, not a curated record. Lineage: Eukaryota; Metazoa; Cnidaria; Anthozoa; Actiniaria; Actiniidae.
GUCUCGUUAUUAAUACAAAAUCCACCCACCAAGUUGAGUAAAAAAUGCGUUAUUUUCGAGGUUUUGGCCAGUUGAAGGUAGUUUUUUCCAAGCAGGUUGCAAAAACUGGUGUCACAAUCUAAUCAAUUUUUCAGGCUUCACAAACCGUUUUCUAAUUGUCAUUGUCAUUUUCUUUCAUGCCAACAAAGGCUAUUAUCCCAUUCACAGUGGAGCUUAUGUUUAUAGAUUAUUCCUCGAUUAUCAAUAUAGAAUAACAGAUAACGAUCCAUUCACACUAUGGAUGAACUUAGUGACUCCCUAGUUCAUAGUUUACCGCUUAGUGUGUUUGACUCCGUGACCCAACCAGGAACCUUGAGCGAGGGUAAUUCUUCAGCCAACUCCUUUGGACCAGAAGAGACUAACCCACUUCAUUCAGACUGUUCGUACGCCAAUGAACAGCAAGAGAAUUCGUCCCCAAAGAUUUCUGUCGACUGUGCGGUUUGUGGUGAUAAAUCAUCAGGCAAACAUUAUGGAAUUUUCACGUGUGAAGGAUGCAAGAGUUUUUUCAAACGGAGUAUAAGACGGAAUCUCACUUACACUUGUAGAUCGGUUCGUAACUGCCCUGUUGAUGUACAAAGCAGAAAUCAGUGUCAGUAUUGUCGUUUGAAGAAAUGUUUGAAAGUAGGAAUGAGAAAAGAAGCGGUCCAAAAAGGCAGAGUACCAACCAGCCAAUCAGAUAACGUCUCCAUGUCUUUACAAUUUAACGAUCUCCAUGGCAAUCAGUCGUUCUAUUCCAGUUACAUCACUCUUCUGUUACGAGCUGACACUAUCGCUCGCUAUCAGCAAUCCCUUACGCUACCAUCAAGUAUCAAUGGACUAGAAAAUACGCCCGAGCUUGCCGCGCGGCUGCUUGUGUCCGCGGUAGAAUGGGCCAAGAAUAUUCCUUUUUAUUCAGACUUCUCUAUCACUGAUCAGGCAAUUCUGCUCCGAUCUUGCUGGAGUGAACUGUUUAUAUUAAACGCUGCCCAGCACUGUUCGCCGUUUCACUUUGCUCCACCGUUGAGCAACUCUACUCCCAACGGCACGGAUUUUCCUGCCAGUAGUAUGAUCUCUGCGUUCGAUUGUCAAAACAGCAACAUGAAGUUGUUUGAGGAACAGGUGGACAAGCUGAGGGGACUGCAGAUCGACUCCGCGGAGUUUGCCUGCUUGAAAGCCAUCGUUCUCUUCAAUCCAGAUUCUCAAGGGCUUUCAAAUACUGGUCAAGUAGAGAAUCUACAAGAACGUACCCAGACUGCACUGGAGGACUAUAUUAGGACCCAGUUCCCUAAUCAAAGCACACGGUUUGGAAAACUCCUUCUCAGGCUCCCUGCUCUUCGGCUUCUCCGCACGGUCGCUGUUGAAGAGCUUUUCUUUUCAAGACUGGGAAUGGGAUGUAAUGUUGAUAGUUUAGUCAAUGAGAUGCUACUGUCGAGUAUUGGGGGCCCUGUGGCGGGAAAUUGGUAUCCGCUGCAAAAUGGGAAUAUGAAUGGGAUGAUGAAUAUGAAUGGGAUGAUGAAUGGAAUAACGCAGAUGUAAAUGAACAUCAUGAAAAUCAGUCAGCCGAAUAUCAGUUGUCUGUCUGUCUGGACAGGAAGCGUGGUCUAGGCGAAUAAAUAGCCCGACAAAAAAAAAAAAAAAAAAAAAAAAAAAAAAA